AUGUUUAUUGGUCCCACACUGAAUUGCCACUCAGUCCCACCGGAGGAGAUGCCUAGUGCGAUGAUAACUGGACUGGGGAUGUUGGGAUUGGACGCACUGGGAGCAGAUCUGAUCGGGUUUGAAGAGAUAGGGUUUGAGGAGAUGGGAUUUGAGGGUUUGGCAGACGGUGAGGAGGAGUGGAGCUCUUUACUUGCAGAGCAGUUUGCACAGCAGCUGCGAGCAAUUGACGAAGCCGAUGAGGCUGGAGGGAGUGGGGUUGGCGCUGCAAAAGGCAAGGAGGGAGUGGUCGAAAAAGAGGUGUAUUCAGAGGAAGAAAGCAGCGGAAGCGGAGAGACUUUAGACGGGGAACUGGCGAUGGAGGAGGGCGGAGCGCUGGAGGAGCGCGGAGCGAUGGAGGAGGAAGAGGGUGCGAUGGAGACAUGGACGGGAAUAGACGAGCGUUUGACAAUGGAAAUGGGGCUGCCUGAUCGAUGCUUCCAGCUGCCCAGCGCCAAGGAUUUUCCUCACGAAAGCAGUAAGCAAAUCCUGAAAACAGAAGGGAUGGAGAGACAGCAAGGAGGCUGGACAGUGUCUGAGGGUGGGAAUUAUCCUGGUAACUACAUGAUGGCAAUGCAGCCAAGCCAACAGGCAGAGCGAUCUCAAGUAGGGAUGGAGGGGCAGAGAGGAGGCUGCACUACUUCUGACGGUGAAAACGGCCGUGGUAGCUACGCGAUGGCAAUGCAGCCAAGCCAUCUGAAUACCACGGCGGUGCUAUCUGAAGCUGCCCAGUCUGCACCAUCUGAUCCAUCCUUCCCAUGUCACCAGCCAGGUCAGCGGGGACAAUUGCGCGAGCGUGUUCAACACGACCAAGGGGCAGGUGCGGUGGUGGGUGUGGCAGCAGCGGGUCCGUCCGGACGUGCAGGCAUGGAGCAGAUUCAUACUCCAGUAGGAACCCCAGCACUGGCAGCAGAGCAGCACGCAGUGACAGGAGAGGAAGCAUUGGCAGGGCAGAAAGCGUUGGCUAGGCUGCAAACAGCAGGGCUGCCAGUCCCAAGCGAGGCACAAGCCGUUUCAUGGGGUUUCAGUGUCGAGGUGUCCGGGGGAUUGAUGGCGCCUGGUGAGGAUGGUUCCUUGCAAGAAGCAAAGGAGGAGGUGGAGGUGGAGGUACCCGGCAUGGCAGCCUGCUCUCCCAAACCAAUUUCGGCCAUCCCUCUGCGCAGGGUGAGGCGAUCCCAGUCCCAUGACCAGGAACCAAUGGGAGCUGGACAGCUGGGUAGGCAACUGCUGCGUGCGUCAGCAUUCAAGCCAAUAAUUCCAGCCAGCAAGUAUGCUCGAGAGCUGCACAAACGAUUGGAGAAGCAUCCUUGGUUACCCGCCAGGAGCUACGUUCAAGGGGUGCUGCAGCAUGGACGGCUGGAGGGGCAGCAGAGGUCGUUGUUGGAUGAUAGACAUAUCCAGCAGCAGCAGCAGCAGCAGCAGCAGCAGCAGCAGCAGCAGCAGCAGCAGCAGCAGCAGCAGCAGCUGAUGCAGCAGCAGCAGCAGCAGCAGCAGUCAAAGCAGCAGCAGUGGCGUUCAAUUCAGCAGCAGCAAUUGCAGUUAGAUGUUCCUGAUGGAUCAUGGGGAGCAUAG
Molecule: messenger RNA, 1608 nt
Organism: Closterium sp. Naga37s-1
Lineage: Eukaryota; Viridiplantae; Streptophyta; Zygnematophyceae; Desmidiales; Closteriaceae
Source: the annotation of a GenBank genome assembly